Messenger RNA from Neopelma chrysocephalum (saffron-crested tyrant-manakin), 4323 nucleotides. RefSeq names its product lipid droplet associated hydrolase (gene LDAH). The record is from RefSeq and is a predicted model, not a curated record. Gene Ontology annotation, cellular component: lipid droplet. Gene Ontology annotation, biological process: lipid storage. The transcript is spliced from 7 exons. The coding region runs from base 139 to 1329 and encodes 396 amino acids. Gene Ontology annotation, molecular function: lipase activity. Lineage: Eukaryota; Metazoa; Chordata; Aves; Passeriformes; Pipridae.
AAGCAUCUGUCGGAGCCUGACUGGUGCUUGUUAUCUAAGUGGCAGGUUAUAAAACAAGAAAUGAAGGAAAAGUCUGUGACCUGAAGGGCCUGUAAGUAGGAAAAGAGGAAAAUAAGGUUAUAAAUUUUUAGAAGUGAGAUGAGAUUUUUUAGGUGGAAAGAAGCGUCUUUUAGUAGAGGAGCUGUUGGUUUGGAAAAGCAGCGAGGCUGGCAAGCGCAUACGCCCUUCAGGAACCCGCUGUCUGUCAGGGUGGCUCUCAGGACUGGUCCCAGAGCAUCACCCCUGUUAGCACCUGCCUUCAAACCUGCGUUUAUUACAGAAGAGGAGAAACGCCUGUGCCAGACGGGAGCAAACAUGAGGUCACCGUCAGAAGAGUCAGUCCCAUUACAUGAAGAAUUUAUCUACUGUUGUGGAGCUGCUACCCAUGUCUUAAAGUGUGGGCCCUGGAAAGACCUCUCAAAAGAUGAAAGUAAAAAUCUACCCCGGCUCUUAUUCAUGAUUAUUCCUGGUAACCCUGGACUGGCAGGUUAUUACAGGACCUUUAUACAGGCUUUAUAUUGUGGACUGAACCAGCAGUAUCCCGUGUGGGUUGUGAGCCAUGCCGGACAUUGUAAACCUCCCAGUGGGAUGGAAAUGAUAGAAGACACAGAUAUUAAGGAGCUAGAGGAUGUUUUUGGACUUAACGGACAAGUAGAGCAUAAGCUGAACUUCCUCAAAAAGAAUGUAUCAAAAGAUAUAAAGCUGGUACUGAUUGCUCAUUCUAUUGGUUGCUACAUCACCCUGGAGAUGAUGAAGCGAGCAUCAGAACUUCAGGUUCUUCGCUCUGUGCUGCUGUUCCCAACGAUCGAGCGCAUGGCUCAGUCCCCACAGGGGAAGCUCAUGACCCCGCUGCUGUGCAAGCUCCGCUACGCUCUGUACAUGCCCGUCUACCUGCUGUCCUUCCUGCCUGAGGGUGUCAAGGCCUCCCUGGUGCGGUUCGCACUGCGAGGAAUGAAGACCUGUGAUGAAUCUUCCAUAACAACCUCCAUAAAUCUCUUCAGCGUCGACUGCAUUGCCAACAUCUUGUACCUGGCAAGCCAAGAAAUGAUGAAGGUGGUGGAGAGAGACAGUACAACCAUAAAGCAAAAUUUAAAGAAGCUGAUUUUUUACUAUGGAACUGGAGACAGCUGGUGUCCACAGCACUACUACGAUGAGAUCAAAAUGGAUUUUCCAGAUGGGGACAUUCGGCUUUGUGAGAAGGGGCUCCGCCACGCCUUUGUGCUGGAUGCCAGCAAGGAGAUGGCUGCCAUGAUCACAGACUGGCUACAGGAUGAUCUGACCAAAUUAUAAGCAUGGAUUCAGUGAUUAACAAGAAAACGAUGUAAUUAUUUUGUGAACGUGUAAUUUUUUUUGUGAGAGAGUCUGUCCUAUUUUUUUUCAGUUUAUUAUAGAUUAUGGCUUGUUUUCUAUUGAUAUAUUUUAGAGGAAGUUAAAGAGAAACUGGCUGGUCCAAAGUAUAGUUUUAUUGAUUUGGUGCGGGUGUAGUUUUGUCCUGUGUCUUCAGGACUCUGCAGGACUUGGCAAAAGGUGGAAUAUUUCUUGUCUGCUAGGGCUCUAGACAACACUGAUACAAUUGUACCUGAGUUACUACCACCUCAUUCACCUGCUGGAGAACUGUCAGGGAUGUAGAGGAUUCUGACAAUGGAUCCUGGUAUGCUGUGAAAGACCUGGCCCUCUCUAUGUGUCUCAUCCAUCCAUGUAAACCAAGUGCACGACAGGCAGAACAGCCCAAGGCCCCUGGGCAACCCUGACAUUGUCUCCUCUGGGUCAGAUGGUGUUGGUGGUCAGUCCAAGGUCAUGCUGAGUUCAGGAUGAGUACAAAGGAGAUGUGUAGAGGAGAUGUGCAGUUUCUCCAAUUUUCAUAAGGGGUUUAGGGUGCCUCCAGGACUCCACAGGGUAUAAAAAAUGCCGUAAGGUAACUGUGGCUGCUCAACUAGGGAAUACAUAAGGAGCUCUUGUCUGGAAUGUGGCCAAAUGUUUCAUUUUUCAGUUGACUGUAGAGACUGGAAAGGACACUGAUCAAAAGUGCCAAUAUUAAAAGGUUAAAAUGGAUUGCAGAAUCCAUGUAUAACUUCUAGGUGGCCUAGCUCUCCUAAUGAAGUCCAUGAGAACAGUGCUUGCUCAGCAACUUUAAAGAAUUAAACCAGUUUUGAUGCAUGUCUAAAUUUCAGUUUUUUGCUCUAAGGACUGAAGUAUGAAAUUUUCUGCCAAGCCACAAAUUAGAUAAAUUCACCAUCAGAAAAUAUCUGUUACUGUGCCACGGCUGCACCCAUGACAUGACAUGAAAUGUUAAUGUUGAGAGCCAGACCCUUGCACAUUGCUGACGAGUUCACUGUUCCUUACAUUUGUUCAUCCCUCUCCUUUACAAAUGGAAAAAAAUUAGAAAAAAACAUCCUACCAGUUGUGAUAACAGAAGAAGUUACAGGCAACAGCUAGAAAUGAAAACAAUGCAAGUAAGGGGAUCAGAGCCAAGUGUAAUCAGGAAAAGCUUUCUAGCCAUGAACCUGUGAAAUAGUCUCCCUGCAGAGUUCACAGAGACAUUUAUAAAUAAGCAAAACACUACAGAGUAUAGUCAGGGGAGAUCCUGCCCUUGCAAACAGAUGAAUUUAAAUGAUGCACUGGGUAUCUACCUUACAUGAUUUAUUAACAGUUUUGAUGUGGUACCGGUGAGAAUGAUUCUGGAGAAUGUUCUCUGUGAUGCACAAAGAUUGAUUAGUCACUUACUUUUCUUACACAAUUAUACACACACCUUAUACUGCUCUCUAAACCCCCCUCCGAACCUUUCACUGAUAUUUAGAGCAACUUGUAAUAGAGCUCAGUUUCUGGAUAUUUUGGACAAGUUUUCAAACCUGCAGACUGACAGUGGAUUUAAGUGACCUUCUUUGUAUCAGAAACUGUUUCAGCUUUUGGGACUAGCCACUGGAUUUUCUGAUUACACUGACACGUGAUGAAAUGGUACAGAUAAGUGAGGCAGAAAUGUUGAGACCACAGUUGCAGCAGCGUGAGGAAGAACUGGACAGAUUCAAAGUGAAGGGACUGUGCCCAUGCAACUGGUUCUGUUUAUUGGAGAGUCAUGGACUUUCCUUCUUUCUACAGGUCCAUUUUCAGUCAUGAUCAAAACAAUCCUUGUUCUCACAUUAGAAAUCCAUAGUUGUCUGUGUCUGUGUGUGUUUGAAUAGCCCCCAGAUGUUGGCAUCAUUCCUGUUGGAUGGCCUUGGGGCAGAUGCUCCAUGCAUCUGUUGGCCAAGUUGCUCCCUGGGACAGAGCCAGGGGACACGUUCACAUACAUGGAGAUAUAUAAAUGUACACACACACAUAUAUAUACAUGUGCACGUUUGUAUGUCAGCAACAUAAAAAACUACAGUUCACUUGGUUGUUUUGGUUUACACAUUGAUCUGGUUGAACAAAAUGUGUUCUUCAAAGUGUAUGGAAUCAAGGAAUCGAGCAAGGACUCAGUUUGUGGAAGUUCAGCUGUUGUAGUGGAUCUCCUGAGACCAGACAAAAUCUUGUAUUAACCAAAGAUGAUAAGCAACUAUUAAAGCCUGGGAACUGAAGCACCUACAAGAAGCAGUUGUUUACAGUGCAUUAUUCGUAUACUUUGUAUGAGGAAUUAAUUUAGCAAUACUUGUACUUGACUUGUGUAUGCCUUUUAUACAAUUGUUAAUCCAUUAUAAUAAAUCCUACUGACUGCAUUAAGACCUAAACUGGGACUAGGUCUGGUCAAUGAUGACCAGAUAUACUGCAGGAGAAUGCCUUACAAUUUUCUUAAAUGAAUUUUCUCUAAUAUUAUCAAAACCAUAUUGAUUCAAUUGCUACCUUCCUCUUAGGAGCUGUUACUGUAAGGCUAAGAUCUGAAAAUUUGCUGCUCUAUUCAUUGCAAAAAUGCAUGAGUCUAGUUUCCACAGCUGUAUUUCCUAAGAGAAGCAGAUCCCACACAAUGAGAAUCUAUCUCCUCUGAAGCCUGUGGUGUUCACCGUCACCCCGGGCAAAGAGUGUCAAAAGUGCUUAUGGUCCAAAUGUGCCAACUUACCAUGAAAACACAGUGUGGUCUUGCCUAUUUUAGACUACUUAAGAGUUCUUGAGAAACCUAUCACAAAUAUAUUGACUGUAUGCUGUAGCACCUAAUCUCUGUCUUUCACAUCUGUGCUUAAUUCUCACCACACAAGUAACCCUUGCUAGUUCAAUGACUUUGACUCAUGUGCAAGUGUUUUGCUAGAUCAAUACCUUUUAUUAAAAGUACACAAUUCCAAUAACAAAAAUAAAGACAUUUAUGGUAAAAUGUAA